Molecule: messenger RNA, 1788 nt
Organism: Ylistrum balloti
Lineage: Eukaryota; Metazoa; Mollusca; Bivalvia; Pectinida; Pectinidae
Product: protein BUD31 homolog
Exons: 4
Coding region: 79-513 (144 amino acids)
Biological process (GO): mRNA splicing, via spliceosome
Cellular component (GO): spliceosomal complex; nucleus
Source: RefSeq, a predicted model, not a curated record
AGACCUCGUCGUUCUACGUACGAAAAUAACACGCAACAAGAUAAACAAUUGAUCUCGUUCUGCGGUUAAAAUAUCGUCAUGCCAAAAGUCAAAAGAAGUAGGAAACCUCCUCCAGAGGGAUGGGAGCUGAUCGAACCAACAAUAGACGAGCUCGACCAGAAGAUGCGGGAAGCUGAAACUGAUCCACAUGAGGGUAAAAGAAAGGUAGAAGGACUGUGGCCAAUAUUCCGCAUCCACCAUCAGAAGUCACGUUAUAUCUUUGACCUGUUCUACAGAAGGAAGGCCAUAAGCAGAGAACUGUAUGAGUACUGUCUUAAGGAAAAUAUUGCUGACAAAAAUCUCAUCGCAAAGUGGAAAAAGCAAGGCUAUGAGAAUCUGUGUUGUUUGCGGUGUAUUCAGACUAGGGAUACCAACUUUAACAGCAAUUGUGUGUGUCGUGUACCAAAGGGAAAGCUGGAAGCUGGUAAAAUUGUGGAGUGUGUGAAUUGUGGAUGUCGGGGCUGUUCAGGGUGAGGAAGGACCAUGGAUCUGAUUGUGACUUUUAUAGACAUUUUGGGCAAAAAGCCCCAAAAUGUUUCAACUGACUGAGGAUCAAAGUCACUACUAUUAGUGCAUUCACUUUACAAUGAAGCAGAAUUAUGGUGACUGAGAAGUGUUUUAAUUCAAUAUUUUUCAGCAGACAACAAAUAAACAGCUUCGUUUUUUAUUUCUACUGAAGGCGAUAUCAAAGUUCUUCAUUCAGUUUAAAAACACUAGUUUCUCUGAUUAACAAUUGUUUUUGAAGAAUAAAAACAAAAUAUCAGUCUCCAAUAUUUAUGAUAUCAUUAUAAUGCAGAGUUUAACAAGGAUUGCAAGCUGCCUGACUGCUGGAUACUAGGUAUACUUGCUGGACUUUACCAAUUUGAUAUUGGUUAAGUAUCAUUGCAAUGUAUUUUUGCUCUGUAUAAAGUUUCAUUGUGGAGGAAUAGUGAAGACAUUUUGUUUUAAUGCUUUACAAUGUACUGGAUUCCUGAAAUAAACCUAGUAUCAAGAUCACUAGGACUUGACACAUUUCUCUGGUUUGUAUAACAUACUACUGAUACGAUGUUAACACAUGGUUUAAGAUAUUGUAAAGUUCCUGAUGAGAAUUUUAGGAUAUCAUUCCUAAAUAACAGUGUAUAUAGUGUUGUGUACAAUGAUAGAUUACUACCUGUCUUUAUAGAGUGUCUAGUGUCCACACUUAUCUGAAACACUCUUGUCACCUUAAAUUAGCUUCUUUAUGAUGUUUGAUAUUUCAAGAACCUGUCCAGUUUAACCUUAAAGUGACCACACAGUAGAAUGACCUUACAAUUGUCUUAGCUCCUACAUUGUGGUAUGAUUUGGUUUUACAUUCAUUACUCUGUAAUUGUCUUCAGUAAGUUCACUUGAUUUUAGAUUAUUAUUUUACAUCAUUGUUCAAUUAAGUCUGAUGUUUAUACAAUAAUGGCGUACUUGCCUAACAUGUAAGUGAUUUUCUUCUUGACAUGUCUACCAGGAAUCUAUAACCACACUACUGUUAUAGGGUGACAUUGUAUCUCACAGUCUGCCAGCAACCAUGGCUGAUGAUGUUGCACCAGAGUGACAUCUUCAUUUUGAAUACCUGCCAACCCUCCCUUUAACUGUAGGAUUCAAACAAAGGUGUCCGUCCUCAUCCAGAACAUUCCUCUUCAGAGGAUAUUUUAUCCAAUUCAAAACAAAGACUUUUUUGUUGUAAGUGAGAAUGAAAGCGUGUGCAUCAGGAAGAUAUAUAAAUAAAAACAUAUUUAUGUA